CUGAUAUUCCGGACGGUGACGGCAGUCACACUCUCUUUCACUACUUCGGUGACCGCGGUACGGUACGAGUCGUCUAGCCAGAUUGCGAAGUGGCCAAAAUAAGGGGAGCGUGUCGCGUAUUUGUGUAUGCAUUUGAGUGAAGUGAAAAACAUGGCGCCCGAAGGUAGACACCAUUAGAAGUUGAUCCGUGAUGCGUCCUGAAAGCUGCGUGUUAAUUUGUGUGGCCAAACAGGUGCGGUAUCCAAUACUCGUCGAAAUGAUAAACGCAUAACCGUCAACGUAGACCACUAAGCUAAGCUUAAUCAUCAUCAGUAUUAUACUCAAUCAAAUAGCUCUCUGAACAAGGGGUGGUGCUUUGCUUCGAAUGUGUGCCAUAUUCAGCGUAUGCGAGAAAUUUUCUAUCGUACUGGUUAAUAACACUGCCCAGCAUUAGUUGUUAUAAUUUAGUGUCUAAUAACUUGAGCAGAUUGCAUGUCAACAAAAUAAGAGGAAAGAACAAUGAUCCAGUAUAAUUUGCAUGUUGCGAAAACGUGAGUAAUGUGAUGUGAGUAACAUACAGAAGUUGGGUGGCGAACAAAAGAAAAAUCGAUUCUUGUUUGCUAAAAAGCAGAAUGUGAAGGAAGGGAAGACCGAGCAAAUAAGAUGCUCUGAGUGGGCAGGGAAAUCCAACACCAGUGAAGAGGGUACCCGAAAGAUCACAAAUUAAUCAUACUCAUACGACCUUGAUCUUGUGGUGCAUAGCAUCACGAUCCGGGAAUUCGACGGCAAAUAUGAAUUCCGAUCGUAAUAAAAAGCAGUAUCGAUCUGGAAACAAUCUAUUCAGUGAUGAUGAACUUGAAUUGUCAUCGUCUCAGGUUCUUGAAAAAGUCAAAUCCGAUCGUAUUGCUUCGACCAAACCUGAUGAAGAUUGCCGGCGGCGAACGAUCAUUGUUGAAAAGAAAAACGGUUCAUAUGGAUUUACAUUGCAAAGCUAUGGGAUCCAUUAUAAGAAAGAACAGGAAGUAGAAAUGAUCACGUAUGUCGACUACGUAGAAUACGACGGACCCGCCUACAGGGCAGGGAUGCGAGAAGGUGAUGUCAUCCUGUCGAUCAACGGACAUGAUAUGGAAAAGGCCGAGCAUAAGACGUUGGUCAACUUCAUCAAAAACUGUGAUAACCGCAUGCGGAUGGUGGUGCUGUUUGAAGACUGUUGUCGAAAAGUUGAGUUACACUUGAAAUAUAUACAUUUACAAGAACUGCUCAAAAGCAAGAUGAACGACCUAGAUAGAAUAUGUUUGCGUGAGAGAGAACUUCUGGAGGGCAAAUGGAAAACCCAUAGUCUUCCAGCUCGAAAAAAGGCCACAGUACCGAGUGAUGAUAUCGACCCAGGUUCCACCACAGAUGUUGAAUCGGGUUCUGGGCCUAAUUUGUGCCGUCCAGCCGCAUCUACUGAAGACGUUAAAAAGUUGCUCCGCCAAAAACCCUACAUCGUACCACCACCUGCCCAAUUCAUGCUAGCCUAUCACUGUUUGGACAGUAACUAUCGGUACGUUAUCCAUCCAUCAACAUCGACUGGUGCCAGCGGAAGCACCGAAUACGCAUCCAGUGCUCCCACAUUUAACCCCAGUUGUGCUCAAUCUACAGCCAAAUUUUGUAAGGACCAUCAACAUUUCGUUCGUGGUUCCUCUCUCGACAAUAGUAGUUUAGGUGGCUUUAAAGCCAAUUCCCAGCAGCAGCCAAAAUCCACGUCUCCCACUAAGAGUCUCCACAACUACGAUACUAAAACAGGCAAAUCAUCUUCACGAAAGCAUUUGCAUGGUCAUUCAUGCAAUCCUUGCAUGGGUCAUUUCCUACGUGGUGGUGAUAAAAGUAAUAAAACAACCGGCGUUGAAAAAGAUAACACCAGUCUUGAUGCAUAUGAUCUGGCUAGCCCUUGCUGUGAUCCGCAAUGUGUUCCGACGCGCCGCAAAUCCAAACACCACAAAGACCACCAUCACAAACACAAACAUCGGGACAAAGAGGCGAAGGAUGGCGGCAAGGAUCGUAUCCCUCGCCCCAAGUCUCAGCCACAUAUUUCACCCCAGUCGCAGCCAAAUUAUCUGUAUCGCCAUAAUAAAGAUAAGCACGAACAUCAUCAUGUUAAUGUUUACGACUUAAAUGCUAGUUUGGCCAGUCAUUGUAGCCUUCAUUCAUGUACAUCUAGCGAGUUCAAUCCAGCAGCCGAUCAUUCACCUGCAUCCUAUAGUACUUCUAUUAGUACCGAUACGUUGUAUUGGGAACCACACAGCGAAUCAACAUCGGCAUCUGCUGGUUCAUCACACAAAAAACUUCCGGCACCGACUACAGCCAUUCCGAAUAGACCACCGCACACCCAUCAGCAUCACUACUAUGUCCAAAAGUACGUAAAUCCGCAUACUGGCCAAAUACAACCGAUAGCAAUGUAUGCCGGACCACCUGUUCAUAAACCAAAAUCGUGGGACAAUCUAGCAAUGAAAGGAUUCGGGGGUUAUGGAUACGGCUAUGGUUAUAUGGAGGUUAACAAAAGCGCAAUACCUGCGCAAACUCGCACUCAAACUACGAUUACUAUCCAACAUCGCAACUCAAUACCCAAGAAGAACGGCUACGAAAGAUAUUCAGCCUUCGUGGAUGUGGAGAAUUACGCUCCACCGCCAACACAGUUUCUAGAAGAAACGACCACGACAACGACUACCAUUACUACGAAAUCGACCGAAAAUCUUCUGGGCCCUUAUAAUUUAUCCGAUACUAGUUUAUCUUGUGAGUGCCUGGAGGGACCGUCAAUGAAAGCUAGCGCUAGCAGUGGUCCGAACACACUAGAGAUUCUUCACGACAAGUCUGGUUACUACUCAAGUCUGGGUCAAGGUGGGGCAGGUAGUAAAAAGCAAAUAACAAACAUGACAGAAAUUGCACGUCUUUAAACUUUUUUGUUUUUGCUAAAUGCCCGAAAAGAACGUUUCUAAAUGCAUAUAGACACCAUCAAACUUUUGCCAGACAUAAAGUUUUUUUUACUGAGUAUUGCAAAAUUCAAAGUGAUGCCAAAAUAUCAACAGUAGGAGUAGUAAACAAUGUUGCAUGAAAUAAAAUGCUAUCCAAUUACACAAAAAGUAAUCUUACACUCAACCAUUCUAUUUAUUGAUAAUUGAUACUAUUAGAUUACUACAAUCAAUAUCUAUGACAGUGGAAAAAUAUGAAAUAUUAGAAUGUCACAUUCGUAAAAAAUCAUUUGAACUAGGUUCCGAAAUGAAGACUUUGUCUGAUAGUGAUAAGUCAUAAAGUCAUACAGGUAGUCCAAUUUGCUUAUUACUUUUUCAGAACAGAUAAUUUUUUGCAAUUGGAGGCAGUUAAGGUGAUUAAAAAAAGAUUGUAGUCACGAAGCAUUAGUCGUAAUAAUAAAAUGUAGGAACUUAAAUUAUUAUA
Messenger RNA from Uranotaenia lowii, 3414 nucleotides. RefSeq lists its product as uncharacterized. The transcript has 5 exons. The record is from RefSeq and is a predicted model, not a curated record. Bases 771 to 2915 code for a protein of 714 amino acids. NCBI's taxonomy places the organism in Eukaryota, Metazoa, Arthropoda, Insecta, Diptera, Culicidae. Gene Ontology annotation, molecular function: protein binding.